CAUAUGUAAACAAACAGACAAGUCAAGCCGGUGAACAUUUACGCAUCGAAAAAUGUUUCCUUGUUACGCACAGAUCUUGUUUUCUUUAAUUUGCGUGACAGUCCUAUCGUCUUGUUCCGGUGCUUCAAAAUGUGGUUAUCUGAGCUGUCCUAAAGGAAAAGAUGGGAUGCUCAAUGUUCAUUUAGUACCUCACACACAUGAUGAUGUUGGAUGGCUAAAGACUGUUGACCAAUAUUUUUAUGGAGAUAAAAAUAACAUCCAGAGAGCUGGAGUGCAAUACAUUCUGGAUUCUGUUGUUCAGGAACUAUUACAAGAUCCAUCAAAGAGAUUUAUUUAUGUAGAAGUAGCAUUCUUUGCCCGAUGGUUGAAUGAACAACAUGAUAUUAUGAGACAUGCAGUUAAAGGACUUGUAAACUCAGGUAGAUUGGAGUUUAUAUUGGGAGGUUGGUGUAUGAAUGAUGAAGCUUCCACUCACUACAAUGCCAUUAUAGACCAGCAUGCUUUGGGAUUUGAAUUUUUACGUCAGAAUUUUGGGGAGUGUGGUAGACCUCGAGUUGCAUGGCAAAUUGAUCCUUUUGGACAUUCCAGAGAACAAGCUUCAUUAUUUGCACAGAUGGGCUUUGAUGGUUUAUUUUUUGGACGUGCUGACUAUGAAGAUAUAGAUCAGCGAAAGAAAGCGAAAACCAUGGAAAUGAUGUGGAAUGGGAGUCCUAAAAAUUUAGGGUCCAAGGCAGAUUUAUUUUCAGGAGUCCUAUUUAAUGGAUAUAGCCCUCCACCAGGUUUUUGUUUUGAUAUCAACUGUAAUGAUGAUCCAAUUAUGGAUGAUGACAGAUUACAUGAUUACAAUGUUCAACAGAAAACUACACAGUUCAUAAGAUAUGCUCAGUUACAGGCUUCUCAUUAUGCAACUAACAACAUCAUCAUGACAAUGGGAAGUGAUUUUAAUUACCAGAAUGCCCAUACAUGGUUCAAAAAUAUGGACAAACUUAUCAAAUAUGUCAAUCAAAGGCAAGUCAAUGGAAGUAAAGUUAAUGUUUUCUACUCCACACCAUCCUGUUAUCUUCAAAGUUUAAAUAAUGCCAGCAAGACGUGGACCACCAAACAAGAUGAUUUCUUUCCAUAUGCACAUAGACCACACAGUUUCUGGACUGGGUACUUCACCAGUAGGCCAACCCUGAAAGGCUAUGUCAGACAAACUAAUAAUUUCUUACAGGUUUGUAAACAGCUUGAUGGACUUGCAGAAUUAAAAGAUACAGAUAACAGUACAUUUCAUUUAAACAUUUUACGUGAAGCAUUAGGAGUUGCUCAGCAUCAUGAUGCAGUGUCUGGUACAGAGAAGCAAGCUGUUGCCUAUGACUAUGCAGAAAGAUUAGCUAAUGGUGUAAUGGAAUGUCAGAAAGUUGUAAAUGAUGCCCUGAAGAAGUUAUAUAAGAAAGGAAGUACACCAGCACCAAAUCAGUUGUUUUGUAACCUACUCAACAUUAGUGUGUGUCAUGUGACAGAAACCAGUAAACAGUUUACUUUGACUGUAUAUAACCCCUUGGCAAGAUCAGUUAGUUCUUGGAUCAGGCUGCCUGUUGUAGGAACAAAUUAUACCAUAAGAGGACCAAAAGGGGAAAACCUACAAUCUCAGAUAAUUCAAGUAUCAGCUGACACUAAAAGGAUACCAGAAAGAACUGGAUCCCUAGCAAAGAAUGAACUGGUUUUCCAUGCAGAUCUUCCUCCCUUGGGAUUUAAUACCUACUUCAUAAGUAUGACAGGUACAAUGGAGAGACAUUCCACCAAGUCAUUUAAAAUGAAAUCCAACAGUGAUCUUGUAAUGAAAAAUGAGCAUGUGUCUUUAACAUUUGAUGGUACAACUGGUGCCCUGAAGCAGAUAACAAAUCUAGACAGUCGAGUAACAGUACAAGUGAAGCAAGAGUUGAUGUACUACAUAGGUGUGUCAGGAUCUUCAAAAUCUUCAGCUCUCAAUGCUCAGCCAUCAGGAGCUUAUAUUUUCAGACCAAACGAAACUGAACCUUUGUCUUUCCAUGCCGACUUAAAGAAAACAACUGCAUUCAAAGAGGGUGCACUUGUACAAGAGGUUUAUCAGAAGUUUAGCCCUUGGGCAACACAAGUGAUAAGACUUUAUGAUGGAGCAAAACAUGCAGAAUUUGAAUGGACAGUUGGACCAAUUCCUGUCAGUGAUAUGAAUGGGAAAGAAGUAAUAUCAAGAUUCAGUACUGACCUGACCACUAAAGGUGUUGUGUAUACUGAUGCAAAUGGCAGGGAAAUUUUACAGAGAAAGAGAAAUCAUAGAGACACAUGGAAUUUUACCAAUACAGAACCAGUCUCUGGCAAUUAUUAUCCUGUUAACAGUAGAAUUUAUCUUAGAGAUGAGUCUAAGAAGAUACAGGUUACAGUACUGACAGACAGAAGUCAAGGAGGUGGUAGUAUAACAGAUGGUAACCUAGAACUCAUGGUACAUAGACGACUGUUGUGGGAUGAUUAUUUAGGUGUAGCUGAGGCUUUAAAUGAGACAGGAGUGGAUGGCAAAGGAUUGAUAGCUAGAGGAAAACACUUCAUAUAUGUAGAUAAGAUAGAGAAUUCAGCCAAAUUCCAUAGAGACAUGGCCCUGAAACUGUAUAUGGCUCCAAGUUUGUCAUUUACCACAUCAACAAUGAAACAAUCUGAUUGGAGUAAAACCUACCAUACAUCCUGGAGUGGAUUGAAAACUGCUUUACCAGAAAAUAUCCAUAUGUUGACCUUUGUACAGUGGGCAGGGCCAUCUUUUACUCCAAGAACUUCACAGCCAUACCUUGUCAGAUUUGAACAUAUUUAUGAGAAAGAUGAAGAUGCAACACUAUCUCAACCUGUUAAGAUAGCUUUACAGAAUUUAUUUGUACCAUUUGAUGUACAGUCCGUAGAAGAGUUAACAUUGGGUGCUAAUUUACAGUUAUCUCAGUUACACAGACUGAAGUGGAAAACUAAUCAACAUUUUCCUGACUUAUCAAGACAAUCACAGCCUGUAACUGCUACUGAUAAUUUCACUGUCGUACUCAAUCCAAUGGAAAUUAGAACAUUUCAGAUUACUUGGAAAUGAAAGAUGAAAGAGAUUUUAAAAAGGGAUUUUAAGGGAAGGACUUGAUACAUUCCUUAAAUUAAGAAUGGAAUUCCAAGGUGAUAAAACAAGCUUAAGAAUAAAAAUAAGGUUACAAUUCAAUGUUGCAUAAGUAUCUAUUUAUAAUUGACACUAAUCCUUUGUCCAUCAAUUCAACUUUUAUGCACCAUUUUGAGUGUAGAUGGAAAAUUUUUCUUCAUUGCAUAAUAAAUUCUGAGAAGAAUUCAUACUACUGUAAAUUCAGAAAUUAUUGCGUCCAUUAAUUAUUGUGAUUUUUGAAGAAUGGACAAAAAUGCGAGAUUAAUUAUUGCGAUUUCAGGAACAUUUGCAUCCAGAUAUAUGUAUCAAAUAUCAGAAUGCGAGUUCUUAUUAUUGCGAUCCUCACCCAUUCGCAUUAAUAAAAACCUCGCAAUAAUUUCUAAAUUUACAGUAUAUUUGUAUACAGGUAUUUAGCUUGUCUCUGUUUUAAUUGUACAUUUUUGUACUAUCAAUUGCUUAUUAAAGCUUGUGAUUUAAAUAUUUUGAGGAAAGACCAUGUUUACCGUUAUCUAUAAUUUCUUAUGUAUCAUUUAUAAUGAUUAUGUUGUUUUGGUUAUGUAGAUUUUUGUGUGAUACAUUGUGAGAGGAGUGUAAAGACCUCAAAGGGGGGAGGGGAAUGUACUAAUUGAUCUUACCCUAAUGAAAUGAAAGAUUAUUAUUAUUUGAACUAUAUGAUUUCAAGUUUAACUGAUAUGGUGUGGUUCAUUUAUCUUGUUGGUUACAAGUUAUAUGUCUGAAUGACUGAAAUUAACCAUAAAUGCAUGUAUGACUGUUAUGAUAUUUUUAGAAUAGGGUCCCUUGUCCAAGUAGGGUUAGGACUAGCAGUAGCUCUAUAUUUUAUCAUGAUCUCAGUGGUAAUGGCAUGAGGGUUUGGAUGGGGUUGACAGAAUAGAGAAUAAUGGGCUAAUGCUACAGAAAAGUUGGCCAAAAAAUUAAGAAUAGAAAAAAAAUAGGCCAAAAAAAUGAAGAAUAGAGAAAAAUGGGGUGCUAAAAUAUAAAGAAUAGAGACUAAUGGACAAAAUUUAUAAAGAAUUGAGAAAAAUGGCUUAUGAAAUUAAAGAAUACAAAAUUGAAGGACCCCCAUCAUGGCAUUAUUGAAUUUUAAAAACCUCAUCCUCAAGCAUUCAGUGCAAUUAUUCAGUUGAUCAGUUGAUCAUAUUUGUCAUAAAAAUUUGUUUUAAAUUUCCAUUUAAUGUUUAAGAUUCAGUAGAUUGAUUGGAAAUCUUUAUAAAGUCUUUACUCUUUUGCUUUAGGUAAUUCUUUUGGUUCUAACAUUUUUACAUAAAUUGUCAGUUUUCCUACUGAAUGUUGGUGGUUCUGUCAGGCUUCCUUCACCAAUAAAAACUGACCGCCAUGGUAUAGCCAAUAGUGCUGAAAGUAGAGUUUAACAUCAACAAUCAAUCAAUCAAAUAUAGUCCUCUCAAUCUAAGGAAAUGUAACCAUGACCUUUUCAUGUUCAAUUCUAGAAUGGAGACUUGGAAAAUUGAAAUCCACAAUGAAUUAAGUUUAUAAUGAUUUUCAAGUUCAGAUGAAUCAUGAAUCAUGCAGUGUUCAUUAUCAUCAAUACAGAUUAUUUAGCUUUUUUUAUUGAUUUGGAAACAAUUGAAUGUUGAAACUUAACCUGUUAUAAACCAUGCUAUAUUUUAUUUUUUUAAAAGAGGAAUAUGUCAUUUUGGAACAUUUUGAAAUUACAACAUAUAAAUGGAGACAAUAUUCUCUUACUUUUUUUGGUCAUAAUUUCAAGUUCUAUGUUUCUGAAUGGGGUAAAUUUGAUAUGCUUGUUAUGUUUAUAACUGCUUGUUAUUUUGUAACAUUUUUUUUUUUUUUCAAUAAAAAUUUACUUUUUA
Molecule: messenger RNA, 4986 nt
Organism: Mytilus californianus (California mussel)
Lineage: Eukaryota; Metazoa; Mollusca; Bivalvia; Mytilida; Mytilidae
Product: lysosomal alpha-mannosidase-like
Exons: 26
Coding region: 53-3082 (1009 amino acids)
Biological process (GO): mannose metabolic process
Cellular component (GO): lysosome
Molecular function (GO): carbohydrate binding; alpha-mannosidase activity
Source: RefSeq, a predicted model, not a curated record